Molecule: messenger RNA, 2163 nt
Organism: Hymenoscyphus albidus
Lineage: Eukaryota; Fungi; Ascomycota; Leotiomycetes; Helotiales; Helotiaceae
Source: the annotation of a GenBank genome assembly
UGGCAGUGAAUCGCAGGAGGUAUAUAUUUAGCAUUGCCUACGAUGUACCAAUGUACAUUUACAGAGUUGUUGUCUGUACUUUUUGCAUUUUUCAGCCUUUUAGCCUUCCAACAAAAAUUGAGCCAAGCCUAGUUGAACCACAUAAUGGAGGGGUUCCUGACUGGAGUUCCGUGGUACCUUUUUGACUAUUUUUUCCCUGACUCGCCUCAGCAGAGCAAAAUUAGAAUAGGAACACGUCUGUGCUACACCGCUGUGGAGUAGGAUAAGAGAUACACAUAUGUUCUGCUCUGGUUGGUUGUCAACGGCAUUGGUGGGGAGUUGGUAAUUUUCUUGUUGGCAAAAUUCAUGAACGUAUUGUAGGUAUUAUGAUAUGACCUAGGUACCAUAUUGUGAUAUUACUGCUAAUUCCAAGUCUCUUCUCAUACUCCAAUAUAGCUACACAAUUAUCACUAGACAAAAGUGUCUUUUCUUCGUCCAGCUGAGAGCGGGUGUCAUGUCAGAAGGGUACUUGGAUAAAGUAGGUAUGAGCUAUAGAUUCCUAUUUCUUUCGUUAGUCACCACUUAAUAAAGGUAAAGAGUAAAAGAGGGGGCUUUGAUAUCCAUAUUCAUUCUGUUGAGCUUGACAUGCAUUAUUUUUGUUCAACAUGAGCAUUCAGUUGGCCGUUCUUAAGGCAAAAGAGUUAUAAUCAUAAUGGAAGAGCUUGAAAAGAGUAAUGAAUAAGAAAUUUUGCUGAACGUACCAUGGCUAUCGUGACUGCGGAUAUUUUGCAACUCGUCAGUAGAACUCCAGAGAUAUGAGCAGCAUUUCAGCCUCCUCCAGUCUCCCGAGGUCCUCGUCACACAUCCAAGUACUGUGAGUUGACAAGAUCAUGUGGUUGUUGGAACGCAAAACACCUGACAACACAGCCUCACAGUGACCAGCUCAUGGGCUCUGAGAUAUGUCUGACCAUGCUGGGCUCUUCCAGCAUCUGCUGGGUCAAAUAACGAGACGUCUCAAGGUCGUGGUGAAAGGAUGCGAAUGGUUGUUUGGCGAUGAUGAGGAUGAGGAAAAAAUGAUGCGAAGAAAAAAGACCAGUAAAUUUAGCUGGAGGUCCCUUCACGCUAGACCAUUUUAGGCCAGCUGGUCGCCUUAGCGUACUUUAUUUCUCGCCGUGCUCCCGCCAGAUCCCCUCAAUCUCUGCAUUACCCCACCAAAACUACACAACUGGAAACUUGUAGCUAAACUCGCUCAGAAGAACAUCUCCCAAAAGAAAUCUCCUGCACAAAUACAAGAUGGCCGGUAAGUAGCUUAUCCUAGAUUUCGUAUCCAUAACUUGCUUCAUCCUCAAAGCGCAUGCGCACCAAGUGCAUUUGCUAACAUGACUUUGCAGACUUCACAGAAAUCGCGAGUGAGUAAUAAAACGCCUCCCCACUGAUAUUCUGGUCCUCGAAUAUAUGCGACUCGAUAUACGAAGAAUCCCAUCCUCCAAAUAUACCACUGCAUAUGCGCAACACAGGGCUGACAAACACCUGCAGAGCAGUUCACUGAGUACUACUACAACCAGUUCGACAAGGAUAGAUCACAGUUGGCCCCUCUCUAUGUGAGUCUUAGACAAAGCUGGAGGAUACCUGGAUACUGACUGGCAUAGCGCCAAGAGUCCAUGUUGACUUUCGAGUCUGCCUCAAUUGGUGGCGCAGGUCCUAUCGUCGAGAAACUCUCCGUAGGUUUGCGCAAGUCUUCGAGACGAUAAACCACUCUAAUCAAGAACCUUACAGAGUCUUCCUUUCCAAAGCGUCAAGCACGCCGUGUCCACACUUGAUGCCCAACCAUCCAACACCAGUGGCGGAAUUCUGAUCCUGGUUACUGGGGCUCUUUUGGUAAGCUCGAACUCGAGUUCAAGUCCAGCGCAUCACACAGCCCCCUUGCGCGUACCAGAACUAACGGAAACUUCUACCUGUAGGUCGACGAAGAGCAGCGACCGAUGAAUUACAGUCAAGCCUUCCAACUCCUCCCAGACGGUGCCGGAAGCUACUUUAUCUUCAACGACGUCUUCAAGUUGGUAUUCGGAUAAGUGGGCAUUUGAAGGGUGUUUUAGUAGACCCGAAACCUGAUGGAGACAAUAUUGAGGUUGUUGAAUGGGUCAUCUCGAGAUAUUAGAGGAAGAAAGCUGUGAUGAGCACAGA